Messenger RNA from Grus americana (Whooping crane), 1106 nucleotides. Its product is annotated as cathepsin G-like. Gene Ontology annotation, cellular component: intracellular membrane-bounded organelle; cytoplasm. The coding region runs from base 50 to 850 and encodes 266 amino acids. The transcript is spliced from 5 exons. NCBI's taxonomy places the organism in Eukaryota, Metazoa, Chordata, Aves, Gruiformes, Gruidae. Gene Ontology annotation, molecular function: serine-type endopeptidase activity. Gene Ontology annotation, biological process: proteolysis. The record is from RefSeq and is a predicted model, not a curated record.
CCUGCCUGGCCAUAACAACUGGUUUGGCUCUUCAGGACACUGGUAGAAGAUGCUGCUUCUCCUUCUGCUCGCAAGCUCUUUUCUCCUUCUCCCAUGGGCUGGGGCUGGAAGGAUCAUUGGCGGAUGGGAAGCUAAGCCCCACUCCAGGCCCUACAUGGCUUAUUUAUCAAUUCAAAGUGAGUCAGGUAGACAUAGAAGUAAAUGUGGAGGAUUCCUGAUUCGCCCAGAUGCAGUGCUCUCAGCAGCUCACUGUGUGGCUGGGAAAAAGAAUGUGAACAUCACUGUGACCCUGGGAGCCCACAACAUAAAUAAGAAUGAGCCGACCCAGCAGGUGUUCCAUGUUGGACACUGGGUCAUCCACCCCAAGUAUUCAGGAUAUACCAGUGAAAAUGACAUCAUGCUGCUGAAGCUGAAGCCAAGGGCCAAGCUGACUAAGUCAGUCAGUUAUAUCCCCUUCGCCAGAUACAAGGAGCGUGUGGAACCGGGAACUACGUGCCACGUGGCUGGCUGGGGCUGGACAUCAAGGUCAAGGGAUGUGACUAGUGUGCUGAUGGAGGCGGACCUAAAGGUGCAGCGUGAAAAUAUUUGUGAGGACUCCUUCAAAAAGUACUAUCUGCAACAGUCUAUGAUCUGCGCUGGCGAUGAGAAUGGCAAAAAAGCAGCUUUCCGUGGGGAUUCGGGCGGCCCAUUAGUCUGCAACGGGAAGGCUCACGGCAUUGUUUCUUAUGGACCCCAAAAUUCCAUCUUCCCUAAAGUAUUUACCAGAGUCUCCUAUUUUGAACGAUGGAUACGUGCAGAGCUGAGGAAGUUUGCACUCCAAGACCAACCUGACUCUCCCUCCUCUGUCUAAAAUGCUCAGUGCCCCGUUUCCACGAUGCAUCAAACAUCUGCUGAUGUUCAGAGGCUUCCAGGGGCAGCUGAAAUGGAGUCAGAGAUGCCUUCAUGGCACAUGCACAGGCUUCUGAGCUAAGGAAUGUCUCCAUGGCAAGUUAAAAAUGCACGUCCCAAGUCCGCAGAGUUUCCCGUUAUUCCCUCCUCCCACUGCUGCUCCACAGUGCUACCUCCUGCUCUGCUUUCUGGCCACCAAUAAAAGCUUGUUCAAAGUU